Messenger RNA from Brassica napus (rape), 861 nucleotides. RefSeq lists its product as uncharacterized. The transcript has 3 exons. Lineage: Eukaryota; Viridiplantae; Streptophyta; Magnoliopsida; Brassicales; Brassicaceae. The coding region runs from base 1 to 861 and encodes 286 amino acids. The record is from RefSeq and is a predicted model, not a curated record.
AUGUCUUCCUCAUCAAGUGAUGAAGUUGAUGAAGCUUUAGAAGAAAUGGUCGACCAAGUUGUUGAUAAUUACAUCGACUCAGUGAUUCAUGGUCACCACAACAAGUCCAAAAGACGGGCUUAUAUCGAAAGAGCUCGGGAACAAAGACACAAUCAGCUGUGGAACGAUUAUUUCAAUGAUAAUCCUACAUACCCACCGGAAAUGUUUAGGAGGCGUUUUCGAAUGAACAAAUCAUUGUUCCUUCGCAUUGUGGAACGUAUAAGUAAUGAAGUUCCAUACUUUCAGCAAAGACGAACUGCUUGCGGAAGGAACGGGCUAUCUCCACUUCAAAAGUAUGAAUAUCUACAAAGCCCUACAGCCGAGGAUCUUCAACGAUUACUCGAUGUUGGAGAAGUACGGGGGUUUCCGGGAAUGAUAGGCAGCAUCGACUGUAUGCAUUGGGAGUGGAAAAACUGCCCAACGGCUUGGAAAGGUCCUAAAGCCGAGAAAUUUGCACAAAAGCAAGAAUCCGUCAGAAAAGAUGUCGAACGGGCUUUUGGAGUAUUACAGUCGAAGUUUGCAAUUGUUAAAAACCCAGCUCUACAAUGGGACAAGGAAAAGAUAGGUAAGAUAAUGAGAACUUGUGUCAUAUUGCACAAUAUGAUAGUAGAGAACGAACGACACGGAUACGCUCAAAUAAAUACUUCUGAGUUCGAAUCAGGAGAGUCAAACAGAACUUCAAAGGUGACAAGCAGAGAAAGUAUUCAAGCUGGUGAUAUGUUAGGCAUGCGCAGAGAAGUUCGAGAUCAAGAGAAGCAUUCUCGUUUGAAAGCUGAUUUAAUGGAAAACAUUUGGCAAAAGUUUGGUGAUGAAGAUGAAUAA